AAAUGCCUUCCGAAGUUAAUAAAAGUGAUAAUACUUCUGAAAAUUUUGUGAAUAUGACAACUUAUACACCCAAUGCGUAUUCAAAUCUUUUAACGAUGACUCCUAAGCGAAAUGUUACUGUAGAAAGGCAUAAGUUUCUCACACGACGCCAAAACACCGAUGAAACAAUUCAACAUUACAUCAAUGACCUAGUGAAUUUAAGCAUGACCUGUGAAUUUGGUGAUUUACGUACGAGCUUAGUUAAAGAUCAGUUAAUAUGUGGUUUAGCAAAAUGUUAUGACCGUAUUCGGGAAGAAUUAUUACGAAUCGAAGAUUUAGAUUUAAGUAAAGCCAUGAAUAUCUGUGAAACAAUGGAAUUAUUAAUUGAAAACGAUAGUUGUGAGAUUAAAGAUGGAAUGAUAAAUUGUGAGAUUAAAGAAGAGAUUACAGAUAAAUUAGAAUGUCGAAUUAAAGAAGAAAAUGAUGAUGAUGAAGAUAAUAAAGAUGAUAUCGAUCAUGAUGACAACGAUAAUGAUUCAGAUGGAAAUUUGGAUUUUGAAGUUUUAAAUUCAAUUAAAGAUGAAUGUGAUAAACCUGAAAAAACACGCCGAAAACGGCGUAUAAAUAAAAAAGAUCGACCUUUUAAGUGUAUCGUAUGUCAUAAAACAUUUCCAUUACGUAAACUUUUAUUAAGUCAUGAACGAAUUCAUGCCGCUGAAAGACCUUACAAAUGUCCACACUGUCCAAAGGCAUACACAUCAAAUUUAGAUUUAACGACACAUCUUAAAGUACAUUCCGGUGAUCGUCCAUUUAAGUGUAAUCAAUGUGAUAAAACAUUUGUAUACAAACAAAAUUUAAGCUUACAUGAGCGUAUCCAUACGGGGGAGAAACCAUUUAAAUGUAGUAUAUGUGAUAAAACAUUUGCACAAAAAUCAAAUGUGAGGGAACAUGAACGUAUUCAUACGGGGGUCAAACCAUACCAAUGUCAUAUUUGUAAACAACAGUUCACAAAUAAAUUCCAUGCGAAAAAUCAUUUAAGGAUUCAUACUGGAGAAAAGCCUUUCAAGUGUACAGAAUGUUCAAAAGCAUUUACAUUCCGAUCGACUUUACGUGAACAUAAAAAAAUUCAUACUGGAGAACGACCAUAUCAGUGUAAUAUAUGCGGAAAAACAUUUUCACAGCGCGGUAACGAACGUGAACAUAAAAAAUUACAUACAGGUGAAAAGAAACCCACUGUACAGUGUAACAUUUGCGGGAAAAUUUGUUCUAGUACAUAUCGUUUAAAAAUUCAUACACGUAUUCAUACUGGCGAAAGGCCAUAUAAAUGUAAUUCAUGCGAUAAAACAUUUGUAUCUCCGGAAUAUUUAAAAACUCAUAAACGUACUCAUAAAACCGAGCGGCCGUUUAUAUGUAAAAUUUGUGGCCGGACAUUUGCAAUGAAAAAAUAUUUAAUUGGGCAUGAAAAAACACAUACGCGCGAAGAGACAUUUAAAUGUGAUUUAUGUGAAAAGGAAUUUUCACAACGUAGUACAUUAAAAAUGCAUGCACGUGUACAUACAGGCGAAAAACCGUAUAAGUGUAGUAUUUGUGAGAAAACUUUUAUGUAUCGUAAAUAUAUAAAGGAUCACGAACGUAUACAUACGGGAGAAAAACCAUACAAAUGUAAUAUUUGUGAGAAAGCAUUUGCACAACAUUCUACAUUAAAACGACAUUCAAAAAUACAUUCAUGAGAUAUCAAGACUAAUAGCAUUGAGUACGAUGUUUUUUGUAAUUAGGUUUAAAAAUACAGUAGUCCAAUUAAUAAAAGCAGAUGCACAAAAAGUUACGCGAAAGUCCCUCCUCUUUAAGAAAUUUUAUUUAGUUCUUCUAUUCAAAUCUAUAGGGCGAUCUACCUGAAGUAUCAAUUGCAACGUGUGAAUAGUAGUUUCUUUUAUUUAUUGUGGAGAGUUCUCAAGAAAUAUUGCUGAAA
Chrysoperla carnea is the source of this 1948-nucleotide messenger RNA. Its product is annotated as zinc finger protein OZF-like. The coding region runs from base 3 to 1709 and encodes 568 amino acids. Gene Ontology annotation, molecular function: RNA polymerase II cis-regulatory region sequence-specific DNA binding; DNA-binding transcription factor activity. Lineage: Eukaryota; Metazoa; Arthropoda; Insecta; Neuroptera; Chrysopidae. The record is from RefSeq and is a predicted model, not a curated record. Gene Ontology annotation, biological process: regulation of transcription by RNA polymerase II. The transcript has a single exon.